AUGUGGAGUACUCCUGGCGCCAUAGUUCUUGUUAUGGCAUUGCUUGCGCCAGUCAUUUGUAUCGUGUUCGGCGUGCUGCUGUAUAAUGUAAGACAACGACAGAACAGUAAAAUUAUCAAAGUAGCCCAUGGAAAAUUCAUGGAUACUUCGCGUCGAAUAUUCAACGAGCAGCGGGUUCAGAAAUCACGAUUAUACUAUGACCCAGCAACAGCAAUUUCAGCAGCUAGUGAUGAAGACGAAUAUACCCCACUGAAGACCAAGAGGGAUGGCAAUCGCACACCUUCAGUCAAUUCAUCAAAAAGCUUCACACUCACCAGAGAUACUGGCACCAUGCAGAAUUUGUACAGCAGAGAGGAUGGCUUAGUGGAUGAAACAAGUGCUGUGUCUUCAUUCAGAGGUGCUUCUAUCGAGUGCGGAGUAGCCGCUAAUGGAAAAUUGUACGAUAAUCUGCCAGAAACUAGCAGCCGCACUCUAAGGGCUGUUCCGACUUCUACAGUAAAUGUGCGGUCGAUAACCAGCGCUCAUGAAGAUGAAUCUCAGUUUUGGUUGCCAGGAAAUGUAAGUGCAAGCAAAGCAAGUAAUGGUGGGAUAAUUUUGUCGAAUUGUGCCAUGGGAGCACCAUCUGAAAUGCAGCUUUCGGAACUACAGUGUGCUGAAGAUCUGAUGCAAGCAAGAGCGAUAACCGAAACAGGAGCAGAUGGUUCAUCCAGAAACAGUCAUGUAUGCUCCUCAGCCGAUAGUUGCUUCUUGCGCACAUUCAAAUCUCAUACACCGAAUACGACGACUAGUUUUAUGUGCAGUCCUUUUAGCAGAAUGUUGCCAGUUACUAGCGAUGAGGAUAUUCGACAUGCAUGUUACUGCGAGUAG
Gongylonema pulchrum is the source of this 867-nucleotide messenger RNA. The record is from the annotation of a GenBank genome assembly. Lineage: Eukaryota; Metazoa; Nematoda; Chromadorea; Rhabditida; Gongylonematidae.